GGGGGCUGCGGCUGCGGCAGAGCGGGAAGGCUGAGCUGGGGGGGGUCCUGUCGCGGGCGGCCAGGCGAGGCCUUAGUGGCGAACUGGGGCCAGAGGCGGAGGAAACGGGCGGUGGGAUCCUGGGGCCUUUCCCACACGCGGGCCACGUCGCGUCCAUUGUGCAGCGGCCCGCGCUAGGCCGGUUGUUCGAUGGCGGCGGCCCUACCCAGCUCUCUGGAGGAGAAAAUACUGACCUUGCUAAGUCUAGGAAAUGAGACUUUAGUUUAGAAAACAGUAGACUGUCUGACGAAUACAUUCGGCUUUUCAUCAUGAGGCUAACAAAACGUAAAGGGAGAAUUUCUCGGGGCUCAAGCCAAGGAAAAGCCUAUGAGAACAAGAGCAAGCGUAAAACAGUCCGACAGCGACAGAAAUGGGGAGUGACCAUUCGCUUCGACUCCGGUUUGAGCAGGCUGAGAAGAAGCUUGGAUGAGAAACCCUACAAAUGUGUUGAAUGUGAAAAGAGUUUCAGUCAGAAUUCCACUCUUUUUCAACACCAGAAGAUCCAUACUGGAAAGAAAUCCCAUAAAUGUGCUGAUUGUGGAAAAAGUUUCUUCCAGAGCUCUAAUCUCAUUCAGCAUCGUCGCAUUCAUACUGGGGAAAAGCCCUAUAAAUGUGAUGAGUGUGGAGAGAGAUUUAAACAGAGUUCAAAUCUCAUUCAGCACCAGAGAAUCCAUACUGGAGAAAAGCCCUACCAGUGUGAUGAGUGUGGUCGAUGUUUCAGCCAGAGCUCCCACCUUAUUCAGCAUCAGAGAACCCACACUGGGGAGAAGCCCUACGAGUGCAGUGAGUGUGGCAAGUGCUUCAGCCAGAGCUCUCAUCUGAGGCAGCAUGUGAAGGUGCACAAGGAAGAGAAGCCCCAGAAACGCCGGGGCAAAACCAUCAGGGCAAAACCUCGCCUAGUGACCUCCUGGAAAGCUGGGGCAGGAAGGAAGUCAUCAGCUGGUCUCCGCCAAGGAAAGGGCACAGCUUCGGGCAUUUUUAAAAAAAAUAAAAAGUAAAGCUAAAAUUUUUGUCUUACAACUGAGAAUGCUUACUAGUAAAGGAUUUAGAUACUGAAUCCUUCCCUAGCAUAGAGACCUUGGGGAUUUAAUGACAUUGGGUUGAUGCUGUUUGGGUCCACCUGCUCUCAUUUCUUUUUUAUGUGACACGGAGCAGAAAGAACUGAGAGUAUGCUUUUAGAACUGUGGACCCUUAUUAAUAGAGCACUUAGAUAUUGGAUCCUCCCCUAGCAUGGAGUUAUUGAAAGUUUAAUGUCAUUGGGCUGAUGCUACAUGGGUCCAAUCACAUAUUAUUUUAUGUGAUAUGGAGCACAAAGAACUGAGAAUAUGUUUUUAGAAGUAGGGCCAGUUAAUAGUAGAAUACUUAGAUACCGUAUCCCUCCCUACUGUGAAGACAUUGAGGAUUUAAUGAGGGCUCACACUGUGGGAAUCCAGCUGCCCCCUUUUGUUAAGUAUGACCUGGAUCACAAAGAAUUGAGAACAUGUUUUGAGAAUAGAAGAUCCUUGACCUCAUUUGAAAUUUCUGUAUUAUUUUGACAAAAAGCAUCAUGUUUCACAAUAAACUGGUGAAAAUGCAGGCAUACCCAUGAUUACUCAGUUUUAGGACUUAAGUGCAAAGAACCAUUCAUUAAAGGGAAAAGGAAAUAAUUUCAUUAGUUUUGAAGUUCUGCAACACAUUUGAAUCACUUAUUGAUGUGACUCAAGAUCAAAUGUAAUAAAAUGUAUUCAAGUUCACAGAUUAUUAAUCCCCAUAACCUGUUUUAGUUUUCUUCUGUUCCCUCCCUUUUUGUUUUUGUCAGUUACUGAAGAAGAAUGUCCCAGCUUUUCACCAUGUUCUUCAUCAGAGUUCCUGAAGAAUCCAAAGUGAGGAUUGAAUUAGAACACAAGUGUAGUCAUACAAUGCUGUCAGUUGUCAUGGUGUUAUUACUGUAUCACUUAUUCAUCAUUCCCAUGGCCUCUAGGUGUUUUCUUGUGCUCUAAAAAACUGAGCCAGCCUUUUGGAUCUACAUGAAUAAAUAAACCAUGUCUUACCAACAAAAUAUUCUACAAUUCAGACAAUGUCUUCAAGACUGAGCUUAAGAUCUAUCUUAGACAAAUGUUUGUCAGCAGCAGAAGUAGCUCCUUUAAAACCUUUUCUGUUUUACAAGAAAUGGUUAAGGCUAGCAAACAUGUUUCUUAAUAUUCAUCAAGAUGGUGCCAAGUGUCACAUUUCUAAUGAACUUUCAGCCCAGGUUUUCAUUUCUAUUGAAUGUUAACAUUCUGAUUUUUUGGUAUAUUUUGUAAUUAUUUCCUGCUGUAUUAGUUACAGUUAUUCAUAAAAAUAAAGUAUUUUGCAUAGUA
Messenger RNA from Octodon degus (degu), 2378 nucleotides. It is a transcript of the gene Znf22, whose product is annotated as zinc finger protein 22. The transcript is spliced from 2 exons. Bases 309 to 1037 code for a protein of 242 amino acids. The record is from RefSeq and is a predicted model, not a curated record. NCBI's taxonomy places the organism in Eukaryota, Metazoa, Chordata, Mammalia, Rodentia, Octodontidae.